ACACUGCGGUCAAAACAAACGGCGAUAAACAAAACAAAGUAAACUAAAGCCUGGCGAAACGAAUAAUAAUAAACGAUUCGAAUUCCCGUCGGUGGUUACAGUUCACGGCGCAGUAUCCGAAGAGGAUAAAGGGAGCCCGGUGAUCCCGGGUUUACCCUGGGGAUCGUGAGAAUCCGCGGUGGGCAAAGAAAUAUCCGACGACAUCGGGCCUUGUAAGACACGCACGAAAAUGUUGGGUCGCGACAUCGAACACGGAACAGACGGCUCGAGGGACCGGCGCGAACGGUUUGCAUCGAGAGAUUAAAGAACAUCGAAUGGACGUGGGCGAUUUGUCGAGCUCGGCAGGAUUGGCUGGGAGCGGAUCCAUCCCUGUAGCUACGGGUGUUGGUGUCAUUACAAGUACGACAUCCGCUACCGCGGGGUGGUGGACGCCUACGUCGACGAUCGCGGCGGCCAACACCGACGUGAUGAAUCAGCUCUGCAGGGUCUGCGGAGAGCCGGCCGCGGGUUUUCACUUCGGGGCCUUCACGUGCGAAGGUUGCAAGUCGUUCUUCGGGCGCACGUACAACAAUCUAGGCAGCAUCUCCGAAUGCAAGAACGGCGGCGUUUGCGUGAUCAACAAGAAGAACCGCACCGCGUGCAAGGCGUGCAGGCUUAGGAAGUGUCUGAUGGUGGGUAUGUCGAAGUCGGGCUCUCGCUACGGACGCCGCUCGAACUGGUUCAAAAUCCACUGCCUCCUCCAGGAACAGUCGCACCAGGCGCAAACGCGCCUCAUCAAGGACCCGAAAUCCGCGUACGAGAAGGCGUUCGGUUCGUUGGACGUGGCGAACAAUAACAACAAUAAUAACGAGAACCCGGGCACAACGAACGCAACCGGUGUCGUGGGCAUAGUGACCACGACCACCACUACCGCGAACAGUUACCACCAUCACCACCAUCAGCACCAUCAGGACAGGUUCCCGAAAAGGGACGAGCUCAGGCCCCAGGAUAUCCCCGCCCAGUUGAGGGCGCCCGACAUCCCGACCAGGGCUACGCAGGACCCUCUCCUCAGGCCGAUGGAUCUGGUCAGAGCGCCCCACGAAUUGCUCAGGCCGGAAGUGUCCAGGUUCCCCAUGUGGAGGGGCCCGCCUUUCUUCCACCCGGCUCUGACCCACAUGCAACUGCUCAACACCCCGUUCUUCCCGUUCCAACAGAGAUUCAUCGUCCCAUACGUGAACCAGGUCGGCGCCCCCCAGAUGGUAGCCAGUUUGACGAGUUCCUCGAGCGACAGCGUGAGCCCCAGAUCGACACCGUCGCCGAAACGGGACGACGACAAUCGAAGCACGCGGGACGAGUGCAGAGAGGUGGGCGGGGGGUGCCAGAGGAGUCAAAUGGAGGCGUACGACAAGAGUAUAGCGUUUCUACGCUCGUUGGGCCCGGAGCAGGACGAGCCGAUCGACCUGAGCAUGAAGGCAGGCCGCACCGAUGGGCAGGAGGUGGUGGACGCGGCCGGCAGCACGGAAGAGGAGAGGUCGACGGACAGCGAGGACAACGAGCUGCUUCAGGAAACGGGGCCGCCCCUCGAUCUCACUAGAAAGACGUGACCCCUCGUGGCCAGCUUGAGGACAGCUUUCGACAGGAACUGGGCCGGUUGGUGUUGAAUCGUCGCUACGAGGGCGUUGCCACGAGUGCCAGCCUCCUUCUCCACCGCGCGGAGAAUCUCCGCAUCGUUGUCUCCUUUCACGAGGAGAUGAUGACUUACCUCUCUCUCUCUCUCUCUCUCACUCACUCUCUCUCCGUUGGAGAGAGAGAAUGGCCAAGUGGAAGGUCGUCGCGAGGAGGAACUCCGCCGCGAUGGUGGAAGUAUGGAAAAUACAUGCUUUUCGCCGAGGAGGUAGAGAAGGAGGAGGAGGAGGAGGAUAUUGUGGAGGAAGGCGGGUGAAAAAAGACGGGGAAUAUCGUUGUGAUAUAAUGGGAAAAUAAUGGCGGAGACGGGGAGCGACAGGAGGAGAAGAGGAGAGUGAUGGAUGGACAGCGACGGUAGGAAGUUCGGAAGAGCGGACGUGACCGGCCGCGUCGCGACGAAUGACUUUACGAUCGGCGAUCGGAUCGACGCUAAAAUUACGGCACGGUAUUAGCCGGCCUCGGCCUCGCCAGGUGUUCGUUGACGGGAUGGCCGAAGAUCGGUUCGAUACAUCGUUUCGCAACAAGAGAGACGUACGAUUGUGUUGCCUUAACCGGUGCCUUUCAACUCUCGCGUACACUCAGUGCGCGAGAAGGAGGG
Apis florea (little honeybee) is the source of this 2263-nucleotide messenger RNA. RefSeq lists its product as uncharacterized. Gene Ontology annotation, biological process: regulation of DNA-templated transcription. Gene Ontology annotation, molecular function: sequence-specific DNA binding; zinc ion binding; DNA-binding transcription factor activity. NCBI's taxonomy places the organism in Eukaryota, Metazoa, Arthropoda, Insecta, Hymenoptera, Apidae. The record is from RefSeq and is a predicted model, not a curated record.